AUGAAGCUCGACAGCACCGCCUGCGUCGCCAUCGCCGAGAUCGCCGUCUUCGUCCCGGCCCUCGUCGCUAGCCUCUUGGUCUGCGCGGGCCAAGGCUUCGCCCGAUCCUCCGGCGGCUGGAUCUACACCACCGUCCUCUGCGUCGUCCGCGUCGCCGGUGCUGGCUGCCAGCUCUCCGCCCGCGACCAUCCCCCCUUGACCGGCGUCAUCACCGCCGCGCUCAUCCUCGACUCCAUCGGCCUAUCGCCGCUGCUCCUCGCCACGCUGGGUCUCAUCUCUCGACUGACGGAUGCUAUCAACACCAACAGAAAGCAGCUCUUCGGCAGCACCGUCGUCGCUGCCACCGUCCUCUGCAUCGUCGGUGGCACCAGCGCGCAGCAGCGCGGAGCCGCCACCGGGCAGGUCGUCGUCUACCUGCUCGCGCUGCUCGGCAUCGCGCUUCUGCUCUGCUUGGCCCUGCCGCAUCGCAGGGCCGUCGAGCCGCCGCGCGAGCGCCGUAUCGUCCCCGUCGUGGGGCUGGCCCUGCCGCUAAUUGCUGUCCGCGUAAUGUACUCCCUCAUCGCCGCCUUCGCCAACGACAGGCACUUUCCCAUCUACGGCGGCAGUGUCGGGGUCCACGUCGGCAUGGCUACUGCAUAG
Molecule: messenger RNA, 639 nt
Organism: Cordyceps fumosorosea ARSEF 2679
Lineage: Eukaryota; Fungi; Ascomycota; Sordariomycetes; Hypocreales; Cordycipitaceae
Exons: 2
Coding region: 1-639 (212 amino acids)
Source: RefSeq, a predicted model, not a curated record